This is a messenger RNA of Megalopta genalis, 1407 nucleotides long. RefSeq lists its product as uncharacterized. NCBI's taxonomy places the organism in Eukaryota, Metazoa, Arthropoda, Insecta, Hymenoptera, Halictidae. The record is from RefSeq and is a predicted model, not a curated record.
UGCGAACGCGAUGGCAUAUUAAAAAAUUCUCAAGUUCUUAGCUGCGAAAGAAAAUAUAAUUCCAGAAUGUAUACGUAAUCGGUGGCCGAAAAUUUCACUCGGAAUAAUGCUGGUGCAUCCUCCCAUCGAAAUCGUAGUGACGAUCGUGAGCAAUCCGAGUUUGAUAGUGCAGAGGACGACCAUAACCUUGAAGGACGAAGUGUUUCCCAGGAUCAGCGAUCUCUUCGCCGAGGUCGGCACGAUCUGCAACCAACAACCCUUCCGAAUCUACUGUCGCAUCGCAGAACGGGACUACGUACCUAUCUUCAACUUCAUCAGCCUGGUGGGCGGGCUCAAACUGACCUUCAGCCAUGCAAUCUACGUUGUGAUGGACGAAGCGAUCAUUGUCAGUACGCGAGCGGACAGCAUGAGCUUUAGGAACAUGCAACACAGAAGAGCGUCCGGCGAGGUUGUGAUCGGAAGUAUAAGCGACUACGGUUCCGAUGUGGGGGAGGAGGAGCUGUCGUCGGUCGUGCUGUCCGACAUCGAGCUGCUACAGUGUGCUCUGUUGGUCUUUAAGAGGCGCAGCGACAAUCUCGGGGCGGCGUUUCGAUACCUGUUCGUGAAAACGCCGACGUUGCACGGCUCCGAGCUCAGAGACGUCGCCAGACAGACGAAUAUUUUGCGAAAGGGUUUCCCGCAACCCAAAUCGAAACCCACCCACGAACCGUUCCCGGAACCAAAAGCGCCCCGUUCGCAGGCGGCCAGCAAAGCUUCGAGGAAGAAAGGGAAGAAAUAAUGCAAAUGGGCGGGGCCAACUCCGUCGCGAAGUUCGGCCCCUCCCACUGACCGAUGUCGCCGCUCACAAUAAGACUCGCGUCAGCCCUUCGAGGCCCUUGACGACAGGUCAAACCAUUUUUCUUUGUAAAAUGUGGCUCGACAGGGUUCUUUGUGCUCGGUGAUUGUUCUCUCAUCGGGGUCAGUGGGUGGGACCUAACCAACAGCAGACUUUGACGCCUCCCAUUGAUCUGCGUCUCCUCCCAUUUCCAGCUCGUCCGAAAUUUUACUGAAGGCCACUCCCAUCAAGAGAAUUGACUUCUCCCACUGAUCGAUGCCUCCACUCACAAGAUGACCUACAUCAGCCCUACGACACCCUUGACGAAAGUUUGUCCUCAAUUUUGCUGAUGAGAGUUCAGUGAAUUUUUCUGGCUUGCAUACACGGUUCUUGCGUUCAACGAGUGUUCUCUCGCGAAAAGCGUCACAGAACGGCACUCCCAUCAAGAGGAUUGGCUCCUCCCAACGAUCGCUGGUCCCCGCCCACCAGAAGAGUUGGAAAGCUUCUAGCUAUCAAGAUAAUGCGUACCAUCUCUCUGGCUUCGAAUUAUCGUGUACACUGUUCGCUUAAUGAUAAAACCGAGAAUGAGCGUG